AUGGCCAAUAACUCGUUUCGCGACUCGGUCAACUCACUAGGGUGGUCGCGUAGAGAUCCGGAUCUUCCCGUCCGCACUGGCGCGUCAUCAUCCACCCCAUUCAUGUCGCGCCUACAGUCCUUAAACCCGGGGGGUUACGUGCAACUGCCCACUCACAAUGACGGCCCCGGGGCUCCUCUACCCGCAGCCAAUCGUCGGGAAGAAGAAGAGGGCUUCUUUGCUUUGAGUCGGUGGGACCGUCUACUCAUUUUUGGCGCAUGUAAUCUGGGUGCUGCAGUCUGUUUCAUGAUCUGCUUUUUCUUAUUCCCUGUCUUGUCACUCAAGCCCCGCAAAUUUGCCAUUUUAUGGUCUGUCGGCUCAGUCCUGUUUUUGCUAUCAUGGGCGGUCCUCAUGGGACCCUGGUCGUACGCAAAACACCUGGUCUCGGGACCCCGGCUUCCGUUCACAGCGGCUUAUUUCGGAUCCAUCGCGCUGACUCUGUACUUUGCUAUCGGGCUCCAAAACCUCCUCCUCACGCUGAUCUCCUCCAUCUUCCAACUCGCAGCUCUGGUCUGGUACCUCGUCAGCUAUUUCCCCAUGGGAAGCACUGGCUUGCAAUACAUGGGUCGCUUUGGUGCCUCACGCGUUUCUGCCUGGGUUAGUGGUUAG
Molecule: messenger RNA, 648 nt
Organism: Penicillium nucicola
Lineage: Eukaryota; Fungi; Ascomycota; Eurotiomycetes; Eurotiales; Aspergillaceae
Product: putative Golgi traffic protein SFT2
Exons: 5
Coding region: 1-648 (215 amino acids)
Biological process (GO): vesicle-mediated transport
Cellular component (GO): membrane
Source: RefSeq, a predicted model, not a curated record